UUUUGCUGCAAGUCUGUGUUUAAUCUAUUGAUCCCAAUUGAUAACGGGAAUCCCGCAGAAAUCAGCUUUUCAAUCAAUUUUACAAAAAGCAAAAUGAACCUCGCGUUAAGUUUUCUUACGUUAUUAUUCGCCGAACAGCAGUUCGACCUCGGGGAGAUGCUUAAUGCGGUGACAAAACGAAUCAUACGUGGACUCUUGUUUUGCCUUUAUUGCCUUAUGAGUCCAGUCAUACUCUAUCGAGCUCUAAGAUCACGGAAGCGAUGUUCACCUAUCCGCAACAAAUUGCUACUUAUGUCCGCCACUGACCUCGCAAGAAAAAUUCGCGAGCAACAGGUCACAAGCGAGGAAGUCGUGAGGUCCUAUAUCACAAGAUGCAUAGAAGUGAAUCCCGUGAUCAAUGCAAUCGUGGAAGCGCGGUACGAUCUUGCCAUUCAAGAGGCUAGAGAAGCUGACAACGUGAUACGCUUGGGACACAAAAGCCUCGACGAAAUCGCACGAGAAACUCCGCUUCUAGGGGUUCCAAUUACUGUCAAAGGGAGUAUAGCUGUGCAGGGUAUGAACCAUGCGGCCGGAAGGAAAUGGCCACAGAUACCAAGAGCCUUGUGCGACGCGGAUGCGGUGCAGAGAGUGCGAGCGGCUGGAGGCAUUGUGCUUCUGGUGAGCAACACACCAGAAUUGUGCAUGUGCUGGGAGACAUACAACAAUGUGACUGGGAUGACCGUGAAUCCCUACGAUACAAGAAGAACGGCAGGUGGUUCAUCAGGGGGUGAGGCUGCCCUGCUCGGCUCAGGAGCAUCGCUUUUAAGUCUCGCCUCUGACAUUGGCGGCUCAGCUCGUCUUCCAGCCAUGUUUUGCGGAGUAUUUGGUCACAAACCUUCACCAGGUUUGGUCUCAACGAUUGGGCACAUGCCAGGAUCAGACGAUAAAGCCUGGCCUAACUUUUUCACCUUAGGACCAAUGGUCAGAUACGCUGAAGACUUGCCACUACUAUUGAAGGCCAUGUGCCAAAGUAGCAGACUAAACUUAAAAUUGGACGAUAAGGUACCAUUGAGAGACAUAAAGUUCUUCUACAUGGAGGACGACUGUGGUUCUGGAGCGACAAGCUCUAUAGACCGAGAUAUAAAAGAAGCAAUUCGAAGGUUGGUUGAACACCUCAAUUUCCAACACGGUGUAACGGUGCAGAAGGUAAAAUUGAAGGACAUGAAGUACGCAUUAGAACUGAUCGCCGCGAUUCUUCUGCGUAUCGAAGGAGUUGAGACCAUAUUUACCAAGAAUUCGGAUCCCCGAGAGUGGAAAAGCGUCACUGUAGAGGUUCUGAAGUACCUCUGCUGCAUGUCCCCUCAUACGUUUCCCAACGUAAUGUACGGGGUUCUCAAAAAAGCUAAUAGUGCAAAGUCGCAAAACUACAUCAAGAUGGUUGAAAAGAAUGCAGCAAUGAAGAAGCAGUUUGAGGACCUACUCGGUGAUAAUGGUGUUCUAAUCUAUCCUACGUUCGUGUCGGCUGCCCAUUAUCCCUAUGAGAUAUUCCACAAAAUCUGCAACGUAUCAUACUUGGCAAUUUUCAACUCCCUCGGACUUCCAGUAACGCAAUGUCCGCUGGGUUUGAACAGAAACGGGUUACCGAUCGGUGUCCAGGUACAGAAAUUUCUCAAAAACAAAAUUUCAUCUUUUUAUCAACUAAUUUCUCCAAACGCUUUCUUCUACAGAUUGUUGCAAAUCCCGAAUGUGAUCAUCUUACAAUUUCUGUAGCGCAGGAAAUUGAAAAAGCAUUCGGCGGAUGGCGACCACCAACAACAGAAGAGAAAGUUUGAACAAAUAAAUUUCGGGACCUCAAAGUCCUCGGAUUUAGAUAAAAUUGGACGGAACUUUCUUACCC
Messenger RNA from Diprion similis, 1876 nucleotides. Its product is annotated as fatty-acid amide hydrolase 2-B. Bases 94 to 1749 code for a protein of 551 amino acids. The transcript is spliced from 11 exons. The record is from RefSeq and is a predicted model, not a curated record. NCBI's taxonomy places the organism in Eukaryota, Metazoa, Arthropoda, Insecta, Hymenoptera, Diprionidae.